AUGCUUUAUGAUCCUUAUAAAUGCCAGUGUGCUUCUCAUGCCAGUGCUCCAAAGAACAUGAUGCUACAAUGUUCCGAUGCGAGUGUGCACCAUCUGAAAUUCGCCCACUUUGGGGACUACAAGGACAAGAUCAGAACUAGCAGGAUCAUCAAGAAUGGGUCCACCAGAAGCAUGGUACAUUGUGCUCAGCUCUGUUCAGGGAUUGAAGCAUGCGUUUCUUUCUUCCACAACAAGAACACAAGACACUGUAGUCUCCAUGACGUCAUCUUUUUCAGCCCGGAUGAUGGCACUGACAGUCCAGGAAUGAAGUAUUACGUUUACAAUGAAGAAAGAUGUUCAUUCUCGGACGAUUUCGCCUACAGUCGCACAACUGGCGUGUGUCUCAAGAUUUCGUAUGCGGACAUGUAUAAAAAUUAUCCUAACUCUAAGAAGUACUGCGAGGUCCGUAAUCUUCGGCUUGCUGUCAUCGAUAGCCAGGACAAGUACCAGUACACCGUCAGCACAAUCAGACAGUCAUCACGUUACCCUGCCAACAGGAACUACUAUAUAGGUCUGACUGACCUGAAAAAUGAAGGGCAGUUUGUGUGGAUAGACGGCACCAAUGCCACAUGGACCAACUGGAGGUUCAACCGUCCAAAGAUGGAUAAAACAAGGAACUGCGUCAUUUUGGCAGGGAAUAAUUAUUACAAAAGCAAACUUAAAUUUGUGGAUAAAGAAUGCAAAAUAAAUCCGUUUCGAUGGAUAUGUGAGAAAGUCCUCAAAUAA
This is a messenger RNA of Haliotis rubra (blacklip abalone), 765 nucleotides long. RefSeq lists its product as uncharacterized. Gene Ontology annotation, molecular function: carbohydrate binding. The transcript is spliced from 4 exons. The record is from RefSeq and is a predicted model, not a curated record. NCBI's taxonomy places the organism in Eukaryota, Metazoa, Mollusca, Gastropoda, Lepetellida, Haliotidae. Gene Ontology annotation, biological process: biological process involved in interspecies interaction between organisms. The coding region runs from base 1 to 765 and encodes 254 amino acids. Gene Ontology annotation, cellular component: external side of plasma membrane.